Molecule: messenger RNA, 4894 nt
Organism: Hypanus sabinus (Atlantic stingray)
Lineage: Eukaryota; Metazoa; Chordata; Chondrichthyes; Myliobatiformes; Dasyatidae
Gene: cryz
Product: crystallin, zeta (quinone reductase)
Exons: 9
Coding region: 153-1151 (332 amino acids)
Cellular component (GO): cytosol
Molecular function (GO): mRNA 3'-UTR binding; quinone reductase (NADPH) activity; zinc ion binding
Source: RefSeq, a predicted model, not a curated record
GGUUGCACCGAUGCGGCGAGGGUAGGGCGGGGCCAGUGGUGAUGGGCAGGCCUGGGUUUAUUUAAAGUGCGGAUGUCCACCCCUCCUCGGCGGUGUUAUGACUGGAGGGGAACCGGAAUUACCGGUUGUUGGGAGUCGGAGCUCAGGUGGCCAUGGCUUCAGGGAGAUCGGCAGUGUCCCUCAUGCGAGCUGUUCAGGUGUUUGAGUUUGGUGGACCGUCGGUGCUGCAGCUGCGAUCGGAUGUUCCUAUUCCCAAACCGAGUGACCAUCAGGUGCUGAUCCGAGUCCAUGCGUGCGGUGUAAAUCCUGUGGAAACCUACAUGCGUUCUGGAUCCUACGCGAGGAAACCAACUUUGCCGUGGACACCGGGCCAUGAUGUGGCUGGAGUCAUUGAACAAGUGGGGCCAUGUGUUACCACAUUUCAGAAAGGAGAUCGAGUUUUUACAAGUAAAACCAUUUCUGGUGGAUAUGCUGAAUAUACAGUCGCUUCAGAUGACACCGUCUACCAUUUGCCGGAUAGUCUAAGCUGCAAGGAAGGAUCAGCUGUUGGAACCCCUUACUUCACUGCCUAUCGAGCCCUCAUGCAGAAAGCACAUGCGAAGACAGGGGAGACUGUUCUGGUUCAUGGAGCAAGUGGAGGGGUAGGGAUAGCAGCCUGCCAGAUAGCCCGAGCUCAUGGCCUGAGGGUGCUUGGCACAGCUGGCACACUGGAAGGGAUGCGCCUAGUUGAAAAGAAUGGAGCGCACAAAGCUUUCAACCACAGAGAGGUCGGCUACACUGACCAGAUCAAGCAUGAUACAGGAGGUGGUGGAGUGAACGUGAUCAUCGAGAUGUUGGCCAACGUGAACCUGAACCGUGACCUACAGCUUCUAUCAAAUGGCGGGCGAGUGAUAAUUGUAGGCUGCAGGGGCACCAUUGAAAUAAACCCCAGAGAUACCAUGGCCAAGGAGAGCAGCAUUAUUGGCACAGCACUGAACUCUGCGACCAAGGAUGAGCUCCAGGACACAGCGGCUGCCAUACUUGCAGGAAUGGAGGUGGGUUGGCUGAAACCAGUGGUGGGACCAGAAUUCCCAUUGGAAAAGGCAGCCAUGUCCCAUGAAGAGAUCAUGAAGGGGUCUGGAGCAAGGGGCAAGAUGAUUCUGAACAUAUGAUCGUCACCACCGUGGGGAGAGGGAACUAGGGGGCCACAAUAUUCCCAAUUAUAUUUGGGGGAGGGAAGUCAAUUGGUUUGAGCACCCCAUUGCCUUUUGAACACCAUUCCACUACACACUCAUUCACUCUUAUUGGAACGUAGCAUGGUACAACUUUGGCUUUUGAUAUACCCCUUUAUUCGGUAUCUCCUGUACCUAAUCAAGACGCCACUGAGGUUAUGUUCGUGUUCUUCUGCUGCUGUAGCCCAUCCACUUCAAGGUUCAAUGAGUUGUGCAUUCAGAAAUGCUCUUCUGCACACCAUUGUUGUAAUAUGUGGCUAUUUAAGUUACUGUCUCCUUCCUGUCAGCUUGAACCAUUCUGGCCAUUCACCUCAGACGUCUCUGAUUAACAAGGAGUUUUCACCCAUAGAACGGCCGCUCACUGGCUGCUUCUGUGUUUUACAGUCAAGAGACUGUGUCUGAAAAUCCCGGGAGAUAAGCAGUUUCUGAGUUACUCAAACCACCCCGUCUGGCACCAACAAUCAUUCCAGUCAAAGUCACUUAGAUCACAUUUCUUACCCAUGGUUGAUCUGUACAACAACUAAACCCUUUGACCAUGCCUGCAUGCUUUUCUGCAUUGAAGUUGCUGAUAUUUACAUUAAUGAGUAUCACAGAUGUAAAGUGGCCACUGAGUGUAGAGAUCUGAGUUAUUUGACUCUUUGCCUGAGUGAUGCUGAAGAUUUUGGUUGUGGUUCUCCAGUUUAGGUGCGGGGCCCAUACAGACAGAGAAGAAUUGUUUGUAAUUGAGACACAAGAGACUGACUAUAGGAUGUGGGGGUGGGUGAGGCAUUGACUGCCUGAAAUCAUGAUUCCUGUUGCUACCUUUAAAUAGUUUCUGCGUUCUUCCCGUGACCACUUGGUUUUCCUCCAGAUGUUUCAGUUUCCUCCCAUAGUCCAGAGGUACCAGUUGGUAGGUUAAUUGGUCAUUGUAAAUUGUCCCAUGAUUAAGCUAGGAUUAAAUUGGAAGGGUUGGUGGGUGGUGUUGUUUGAAGGCUGGAAGGGCCUAUUCUGUGCUAUAUCUCAAUGAAUGAAUACAUAAAAUAGAACAGAGUCAAUGGAUGACUACACCCAACAAGAUGGAUAAGCAAUCAAUGUACAAACUUUUCAAAUGCAAAAAGGAGGAAGAAAUAAUAAUAAGAAAUAAAUAUCGAGAACAUGAAAUGAAGGGUCAGUGAAAGUGAGUCCAUAUGAAUCCAAAAAGUGAUACAGUUUGGCACUAGUGGCAUUGCCAGUCAGCAUCGAACUCAGUGUAGGACAGUCUUAGUAAUUUUUCCUCAGGGCUUUACUUUUGAAGUCUUCCCCAUGAGUGGGUUUAGCUGCAAGGGAGCACAGGUUCGAGAUCAGAUUGUUCUUUCUCCCAGAUGAGCUGUCAAUCAUGGCUGAUGAGCCCUAUUUGCCCAAAGUGACUGGUAUUAUGGAGCCAGUAACCUGUCUUUGCCCCCUCUCCUGACAGCAGAAAUGGUUCCACCAAGCUUAGUAGCUAAGCCACACAUGGAGGCCAGGAGCUGGACUUGGCUGUCAGAGGCUAACUGAGAUCUAUGUCAUGGGAACAUUUAAGACCAUAAGAUAUAGGAGCAGAAAUAGGCUAUUCAUCCCAUCAAGUCUGCUGUGCUGUUCAAUCAUGGGCUGAUCCAAUUCUUCCAGUCAUCCCCACUCCCCUGCCUUCUCCCCAUACACUUUGAUGCCCUGGCUAAUCAAGAACCUAUCUGUCUCUGACUUAAGUGCACUCAAUGACUUGGCCUCCACAGCGGUUCAUGGCAGCAAAUUCCAAGGAUUUAUCACCCUCUGACUAAAAUAAUUUCUCCACAUCUCUGUUCUAAACGGACAUCCUUCAAUCCUGAAGUCGUGCCCUCUUGUCCUAGACUCCCCUACCUUGGGAAAUAACUUCACCAUAUUUAAUCUGUUCAGGCUUUUUAACAUUCAGAAUGUUUCUAUGAGAUCCCCCCUCCCAUUCUCCUGAACUCCGGGGAAUACAGCCCAAGAACUGCUAAAUGCUCCUCCUACGGUAACCCUUUCAUUUCUGGAAUCAUUCUCGUGAAUCUUCUUUGAAGCCUCGCCAAUGUUAGUAUAUCCUUUCUAAAAUAGGGAGCCCAAAACUGCAAACAAAAUACUCACAAGUGCCUUAUAGAGCCUCAACAUCACAUCCCUACUCUUAUACUCUAUACCUCUAGAAAUGAAUGCCAACAUUGCAUUUGCCUUCUGCACCAUCACUCAACCUGGAAGUUAACCUUCAAGGGUAUCUUGCAUAAGGACUCCCAAGUCCCUUUGCAUCUCUGCAUUUUGAAUUCUCUCCCCAUCUAAAUAACAGUCUGCCCAUUUAUUUCUUCUACCAAAAUGCAAAACCAUACACUUUCCAACAUUGUAUUUCAUUUGCCACUUCUUUGUCCAUUCCCCUAAACUAUCUAAGUCUCUCUGCAGGCUCUCUGUUUCCUCAACAUUACCCACUCCUCUGCCUAUCUUUGUAUCAUCGGCAAAUUUAACCACAAAUCCAUUAAUCCCAUAGUCCAAAUCAUUGACAUACAUCGUAAAAAGCAGCGGUCCCAACACCAACCCCUGUGGUACUCCAACAGUAACUGGCAGUCAGCCAGAAUAGGAUCCCUUUAUUCCCACUCUCUGUUUUCUGCCAAUCAGCCAAUGCUCCACCCAUGCUAGUAACUUCCCUGUAGUUCCAUGGGCUCUUAUCUUGCUAAGCAGCCUCAAGUGCAGUGCCUUGUCAAAGGUCUUCUGAAAAUCCAAGUACACCACAUCUACUGCACCUCGUUUGUCUACCCUGCUUGUAAUUUCCUCAAAAAAAUUGCAGUAAAUUAGUCAGGCAGGAUUUUCCUUUCAGGGGACCAUGCUGGCUUUGGCCUAUCUUGUCAUGUGCCUCUGUCAUCUCAUCCCUAACAAUCAAUUCCAACAACUUCCCAAUCACUGAUGUCAGGCUAACAGGUCCAUAAUUUCCUUUCUGCUGCCUCCCACCCUUCUUAAAUAAUGGAGUAACAUUUGCAAUUUUCCAGUCAUCCAGUGCAAUGCCAGAAUGUAUCAAUUCUUGAAAGAUCAGUGUUAAUACCUCUGCAAUCUCUCCAGCUACUUCCUUCAGAACUCGAGGGUGCAUUCCAUCAGGUCCAGGAGUUUUAUCCACCCUCAGACAAUCAAGCUUCCUGAGCACCUUCUCAGUCGUAAUUUUCACUGCACAUACUUCACUUCCACAUUUACUAGGUAGUGGGAAUUUAUGUCCAUAGUAUCACUAACCCAUAAACCCAUAUGGAAUGGCUUGUGUUUAGGUAUUCCACUUGCCUGAGGUCAGCUUGGCCAACCUUUCCAUGGUUGCCAACUCCCUGUGGUGUAGGGCUUGUCUAAAACAAUCCAGGGCUAACACAAGGCAGAGUGGGAAGAAGGGUUGAUGUAGUGGCUAGCACUAUUACGGUUCAGGGUGACUGAGUUCAGAGUUCAAUUCCAGCUUCCUCUGUGAGGUGUCUAUGUCCUCCCCAUGGAAUGCUAGUGCUUUCUGUUUCCAUCCACAUUCCAGUUAAUAGGUGAACUGGUCUUUGUAAAUUUUCCCAUGAUUAGGCUAUGGUUAAAUCGAGGGGAGCUGGGUGGCGUGACUUGAAGGACCUGUUCCAUGCUGUAUCUCUAAAUAAAUAAAAUUCAUCUCUUUAUAAUCGGGGGAAGCCAAGGCUUCAAAAAAAACUGCAUCAAAAUAAAGGAAUGGUUUGAGAGGA